This is a messenger RNA of Rangifer tarandus platyrhynchus (Svalbard reindeer), 651 nucleotides long. Lineage: Eukaryota; Metazoa; Chordata; Mammalia; Artiodactyla; Cervidae. The record is from the annotation of a GenBank genome assembly.
AUGGCACUGUGCCUGAAGCAGGUGUUCUCCAAGGACAAGACGUUCAGGCCGCGGAAGCGCUUUGAGCCGGGCACGCAGCGCUUUGAGCUGUAUAAGAAGGCACAGGCGUCGCUCAAGUCCGGCCUGGACCUGCGCAGCGUGGUGAGGCUGCCGCCGGGCGAGAACAUAGAUGACUGGAUCGCCGUGCACGUUGUGGACUUCUUCAACCGCAUAAACCUCAUCUACGGCACCAUGGCCGAGCGCUGCAGCGAGACCAGCUGCCCGGUCAUGGCCGGUGGGCCUCGCUACGAGUACCGCUGGCAGGAUGAGCGCCAGUACCGGCGGCCGGCUAAGCUCUCAGCGCCGCGCUACAUGGCGCUGCUCAUGGACUGGAUCGAAGGCCUCAUCAACGAUGAGGAUGUCUUUCCCACGCGCGUAGGAGUUCCCUUCCCCAAGAACUUCCAGCAGGUCUGCACCAAGAUCCUGACCCGCCUCUUCCGCGUCUUUGUACACGUCUACAUCCACCACUUUGACAGCAUCCUCAGCAUGGGGGCCGAGGCGCAUGUCAAUACCUGCUACAAGCAUUUCUAUUACUUCAUCCGCGAGUUCAGCCUGGUGGACCAACGGGAGCUGGAGCCACUGAGGGAGAUGACAGAGCGGAUUUGUCACUGA